Hemicordylus capensis (graceful crag lizard) is the source of this 1434-nucleotide messenger RNA. RefSeq names its product exosome component 8 (gene EXOSC8). The coding region runs from base 303 to 1136 and encodes 277 amino acids. Gene Ontology annotation, biological process: nuclear mRNA surveillance; TRAMP-dependent tRNA surveillance pathway; U5 snRNA 3'-end processing. The record is from RefSeq and is a predicted model, not a curated record. Gene Ontology annotation, cellular component: cytoplasmic exosome (RNase complex); nuclear exosome (RNase complex). Lineage: Eukaryota; Metazoa; Chordata; Lepidosauria; Squamata; Cordylidae. The transcript is spliced from 11 exons.
CCUGGCUCGCGCCCGCUGUUCAGGAACUUCAACUCCCACCAUCCCCAGACACAAUAAAUUGUAGGUGGGGGUGACGGGAGUUGUAGUUCGUCAAGUGGUUCCAGGCUGGGAACCACUGAUAUUCUAAUCGCGAUAGUGGGCGCGUUUUUCGGUUUUUGCCGGAAGUGCACGCUAAGUGCUCUUCUCUCUGCCUGCUGUCUCGUGCUCCCCGCCUGGCCUCAGUAUCGUCCUCUACGGCUGGCGGCCCAAAGCUCCCUCUGUCCGAGUAGUCUCCCAGUAGGCGGCCCGCUGAGGUGACGCUGAUGGCGGCAGCUGGGGGAUUCAGAACUGUGGAGCCUUUGGAAUAUUACAGGAGAUUCUUAAAAGAAAAUUGUCGGCCUGAUGGAAGGGACCUUGGUGAAUUCAGAACCACAACUGUCAACAUAGGUUCAAUAACUACUGCAGAUGGCUCAGCCCUUGUGAAGCUAGGAAACACUACAGUGAUAUGUGGCAUAAAGGCUGAAUUUGCAGCGCCUCCUGCUGAUUCCAGUAACAAGGGAUAUAUUGUUCCUAAUGUGGAUCUACCUCCACUUUGUUCAUCACGGUUUCGACCUGGACCUCCAGGGGAAGAGGCUCAGGCAGCUAGCCAGUUUAUUGCAGAUGUGAUUGAAAAUUCACAGGUAAUAAUGAAAGAAGAUCUGUGCAUUGUAGAUGGAAAGCUUGCUUGGGUUCUGUACUGCGACAUUAUAUGCUUAGACUACGAUGGAAACCUUCUGGAUGCCUGCAUGUGUGCUUUCUUAGUAGCAUUGAAAAAUGUGCAAUUGCCUGCAGUCAGCAUAAAUGAAGAAACUGGUUUAGCAGAAGUUAACUUAAAAGAGAAGACUCCUCUGACUGUUAGAAAGCAACCAGUGGCUGCAUCAUUUGUGCUAUUUGACACAUUAGUGAUCGUUGACCCAACUGCAGAAGAGGAAGACUUGGCAACUGGAACUUUAACAAUUGUAACUGAUGAAGAAGGCCAACUGUGUUCUGUUUAUAAACCAGGAGGAAGUGCACUGACGGGAGCAAAACUUCAAGACUGUAUCAGUCGAGCAAAGACAAGACACAAAGAAGUGAAGAAACUAAUGGAUAAAGUGAUCAAAAGUGUAACGCCAACAUAAACAAGCAGUGAUCACUUUAAAGAUUUGUUAAAAAAAAAAAAGUAUUGGCUAUACAGUGCUCACAGUCCCUUUAUUUCAAACAUCCUUUUCCAAAGUCCAUUAUUUUAAGAUAUUCUGUCUUCAAGUAUGUACAGUGUUGCCUAUUUGCAAAUUGGCAAAACGCUACUUUAAAAUGUUUUAGUUUCCUUACAAAAACCAGUGUUAAGCUAAUUAGAAAAAAAAUUCUGUAUCUCACAAGAUUGGUUGGUUGCCAUGUACAGUUUGCAUGCUUCACAGUAUAAACUCAAAUUCAACUCCA